Molecule: messenger RNA, 1173 nt
Organism: Rotaria sp. Silwood1
Lineage: Eukaryota; Metazoa; Rotifera; Eurotatoria; Philodinida; Philodinidae
Source: the annotation of a GenBank genome assembly
AUGACUUUAACUGAAGCAGAAUUUAAAUUUGACUCACUUCAAAAGUUUCAAUCAGGUUUUGGAUUUUGUUCUGAAGAUACUACUGGUGUCAUUCCUAAAGUUGAAUACGAUUCGUCGACAAACUCAUUCAUUGGAUUUACAACACCAAUCGUUGAUGGUAUUCCAUUGACGAAACAUUAUCAAGCUGAUACAUUUGAUGAUUUUAAAAUCAUUUAUAGUACCAAUGAAACAGCACCAUUAUUGAAUGUGCAUUUGUUCCAAAGUAUAUCAACAGAAGAUGAUCCAACAAAUUUUCCGAAACCAGUUUUACUCUCUGCUUAUGGUGUUGACAACAAGUUUACAGCUAUGGAUAUUUUACGAAGAUGGAUGCAUAUUUUUGAACGUUGUUUAGAUAAAGAUGUUCGCAUUAUCGGAUUUUCUACAGUGAAACAGCAACAUUUACCAAAGCAAGCAUUAAUCAAUAUACAUUUAUUCAAUUCACAACCAUGCGAGUCAUUAUUUAGAGAUGCAAGAUCAUUAAGCAGUACAUCCUCAACGGUCGUCAAUUUUACCGUAACAGAUUUUAUGCGACGUUCACAAAAACUAUCAAUAUUAAAUCAAUUUAAACAUAAUCAUUUGGAAAAAGAUCUAUCAUUUCCCAUACAUCAAAAACACAAACGCAAACAUCCAUUACAAUCAUCACAUCAAUUAGAUAAUAUUGAUACCUUAGAUAUUCAAAAAUUAAUAUCAAAUGCAUAUGAUCAAGCAUUACGUCUUGUUAAACAUUCAAAAAUACUAGAUAAAUUAAAUGAGCAUAAAAUAAAUUGUUUAAAUGAUUUAAGUAGUUAUAUCUUCGACAUGUUAAAUAAAAAUUCAAGAAUGAUUAAUUAUUCUUUCCGAACAGAAAAUAGCACCACUGACGAGUUUGGAUUGAAUGAAGAAAAUGAAGAUAAUGACGUCAUCAAUUAUGCACCAGACCAACUUAUUGAUGAAAUUCUAUUUGAUGCUCAAAGCGACGGUGUUAGUGAUGAUGAUGAAAAUAUAUUAAAUUCAAUAAAAUCAGAUUUUAAUGGAAUAAGAAUAGUUGAUAAUAUUAAUCCUGCUAUAAGAAAAUCGUAUUUCAAAGUCAAAAUAAAUGACAAUAUUAAGUAUCUUCACAAACAAUCGGCCUGCUGGCUGCAUCGAGUCAGUUAA